GUUUAGUUAGUUUGGCCUCAGAGAUCACUAGUGCGCCGUGAUCGCGCUACUCUAAACGUACAACUUGUCCAAGAUGAAACUCAUACUAGCUCUCCUACUUUGUGUAGCGGUUUGCCGCGCCGAUGACUUAGCAUCAGCUGCGGGACAAAUAUUUAAUAGCAUUCUACCAAAUUUGAUCAGUAACUCUGUAACCGGUCAACAAGGAAAUACCGCCACAAACACUCUAAAUCAAAUAGGAGCUGUUGUAGGAGGAGUUGUCGACUAUGCUCACAAGAAGAGUUACGAAGACAUGCUGCGUCAAGUGCAAGAUUCGACAACUGACGACGACCUGCUCCGUAUCAGUGAAGAAAUGUUCAACGCGGAUAUUAACAACGCAUUCAACUACAUUCAGGUCAAUCUGCAAGGCAAAACCAGUCCUAUGUCAAAAAACGACGAAGCGCAGUCAAAUCUUUUAUCGGUUCCGGAGAACGUAUGGAAUGGACCGACAAUCAGACCUUUUGCUGCUCUCUUCGACAAUUACCACAAAAACGUGAUUAGACCGGAAUUCGUAACACCAAAUGAAGAAACAGAACAGAUAACAUACAUAAACACCAUUUUGGCCACAGGCCCGAUAAGAACUUUAAUGAAUUUCCUCGUCAGCAAAGGUUUGAACCAAAUGAACGAGUACAACGAACAAACGCAAUUGUUGAAGAAAAUAUGGUUCACUAAAUAUGCACGCCACUGGACCGGCCUGUGCAAGUGCAGCUGUGCCUUCGAAAACAUAUUCAUGGCUGAGCUUAAAUCAAAUGACGUAUUAGGUCUACAUAGUUGGUUGUUCUUCGCUAAACGCGAAAUGGAUCACAAAGCAAACUACUUGGGAUACAUCGACAAACUUGACUUGUCUGGCAAAGGAUUGAUUCUAAAGCAACAUUCCAUUCUCAGUGAGACCAAAGACGCUCCAGAGCUCACCAUGUUUGUAGGCACUUCCCCUGAGUUGGAAACCGCUCUGUACACCCUAUGCUUCAUGGCGCGCCCGGACCGCCCUUGCAAGCUGCGAUACAACAACGUACCCUUCACCAUACACACUAAGACAGUAAAAUCUGAAAACAUUCUGCUUAUUGACACUGCUUAUCCAAGUUACUAAUUUUGUACAAAAUAGAUUUAAAAAAAUAUUUGUAAAAAUGUACCAAGAAAUAUGUAUAUGAUGUAGGUAGUUACGUUUUUACGUAUGAAGGUGGACCAUGACUUACUAUGUAAUAUUUCACCGUUAUUUACAUGAAAUAAAUACUUUACAUUCAUA
This is a messenger RNA of Melitaea cinxia (Glanville fritillary), 1279 nucleotides long. Its product is annotated as endoribonuclease CG2145-like. The record is from RefSeq and is a predicted model, not a curated record. Gene Ontology annotation, molecular function: RNA endonuclease activity. Bases 74 to 1123 code for a protein of 349 amino acids. The transcript is spliced from 6 exons. NCBI's taxonomy places the organism in Eukaryota, Metazoa, Arthropoda, Insecta, Lepidoptera, Nymphalidae.